This is a messenger RNA of Aspergillus puulaauensis, 618 nucleotides long. RefSeq names its product ferredoxin family 2Fe-2S iron-sulfur cluster binding protein (gene YAH1). The record is from RefSeq and is a predicted model, not a curated record. Gene Ontology annotation, cellular component: mitochondrion. The coding region runs from base 1 to 618 and encodes 205 amino acids. NCBI's taxonomy places the organism in Eukaryota, Fungi, Ascomycota, Eurotiomycetes, Eurotiales, Aspergillaceae. Gene Ontology annotation, molecular function: 2 iron, 2 sulfur cluster binding. Gene Ontology annotation, biological process: P450-containing electron transport chain; positive regulation of oxidoreductase activity. The transcript is spliced from 3 exons.
AUGGUACUUUGGAAAGACGCCGGCUUGAGCGUGCUGCGGCAUGCGGUCGCCGGAGAACAUGCUUGUCGCUCCCAGUCAGCGCGAUUCCUCAGCUAUUCCUCACGAGUCCCUCGCGUAUCCCGCUCAAGUCGAACACCGAUGACCACAGGGAAGACGGUCUUUUCCCGGGAACAACAGCGUUGGAGCCAAGCUGGUACGCCCCGGAGCUUCUCCGCCGCAACGAGAAUGCAGCAUGGCCAUAUCACACCCCCAAAGCCGGGGGAGGAGAUCAAUGUGACCUUCAUUGACAAGGACGGCGAAAAGUACGACUUCCAGGUAGCAGAGGGUGACAAUUUAUUGGACAUUGCGCAAGCCAAUGAUCUAGAAAUGGAAGGUGCCUGCGGCGGCUCAUGCGCUUGUUCGACCUGCCAUGUUAUAGUGGAGGAACCAGAUAUGUUUGAUAAGAUGGAGGAACCUUCGGAUGACGAGAAUGACAUGCUUGAUCUGGCAUUCGGACUGACGGAAACAUCGCGAUUGGGGUGUCAGGUAUUGAUGAACAAGGAUCUGGAUGGGUUAGUGGUGCGAUUGCCCUCAAUGACUCGGAAUCUACAGGCGAGCGAUUUUGAAGCAAAGAAAUAA